Messenger RNA from Dentiscutata erythropus, 239 nucleotides. The record is from the annotation of a GenBank genome assembly. Lineage: Eukaryota; Fungi; Glomeromycota; Glomeromycetes; Diversisporales; Gigasporaceae.
UGUUUUACUGCGCAGCUGAUUUGCAAACUACUACUUGUAAAUGUAAAUUAUCUCUAGUACCCACAAAAAACAAUAGAACUGAUUCAGUAAAACAAGCGUAUACACGUGUUUAUGAACCUACUUGGGUAGCGCCCAUGUUUGAAUAUAUCCAUGGAAAAGUUAUGGAAUAUAAUUACCAAAUAAAUUUGAAAAAUCUUUUCAAUUUUCUCUUUGUGGACGAUGCCACAAUGUUUUGGUGA